Messenger RNA from Drosophila montana, 11285 nucleotides. RefSeq names its product Dystrophin (gene Dys). Gene Ontology annotation, molecular function: protein binding; zinc ion binding. The transcript has 38 exons. Bases 309 to 11015 code for a protein of 3568 amino acids. Gene Ontology annotation, cellular component: plasma membrane. The record is from RefSeq and is a predicted model, not a curated record. Gene Ontology annotation, biological process: synaptic signaling. NCBI's taxonomy places the organism in Eukaryota, Metazoa, Arthropoda, Insecta, Diptera, Drosophilidae.
UCACGACAGCGCAGCCGCGCGAGAAACUUCGUUUUAAGUGCGCGGAAGGUUUUUCGUUUUAUGGUAGAGAAAUCCAUGGCGCGCCUUUAUUUUUAAUAAUUAUCGCGAAAUAUUACGAAACAGCAAAUCAAGUGAAAAAGUGUAAAGAAUGCCAACGAAAAAGCUAUAAAUAAAGUUUGAGGUCUGAUAAAAAAGGCUAUGUGAUUCAACGAUUUUACAUUUAUAAUCUUGAAAUAAGUAAAUUACGUGUUUUAAACGCAACGAAGUUUUGGAUUCCAAACAAUUUUUAAUAAAAGCGAUUUACGAAAAUGGAACCAGCUAUUUUAAUUGAUGAACGACAGCACAUACAGAAGAAAACUUUUACGAAAUGGAUCAAUUCACAUCUCAGCAAUACCCAGUGUACACCAGUGAAUGAUUUGUUCUUGGACCUGAGAGAUGGACACCGGCUGCUGGCCUUACUUAGCACCCUAACACAUACACAGCUGAAACCCGAGAAGGGUCGCAUGCGCGUGCACCACAUCAACAACCUGAACAAAGUGCUGCAGGUGAUCCAACAACACGGUGUCAAGUUGGUUAACAUAUCAAGCGAUGACAUUGUGGGCGGCAAUCCGAAGCUGACGCUGGGCCUUAUCUGGCUGAUAGCUCUCGAGUUCAACGGUCAGCAUCUAGUCAAAAGCCAUUCAAGCAAUGGCGUUGAGAAAUCCCUGCUGGCCUGGGCGAGACAAUAUACAGAGCCGCAUGGACUGGGGCUCAACGAUUUUGCCAGCUCUUGGGCAGAUGGACGCGCUUUUCUCAUGAUACUCGCUGCACACCUGGAUGAGCUAGACUUGGAUACGGCGCUGUCGCAGCACGCGCUGCAGCGUCUGUAUUUGGCCUUUGACUUGGCGCACAGGCACUUCAAGAUUGAGAAGCUGCUGGAUGCAGAGGAUGUGCACACACACAAGCCGGACAAUAAAUCCAUACAGAUGUACGUCAUGUGUCUGUAUCAUGCGAUGGAAUCGAUGCGAGCCACCGAGCGCGACAGAGUGCCCUGCACGAGCAUCACAGAUCUGGAUGAGGUGCCGCUGGACGGCGAGCGGGAGCUCUACACUUCCGAUAGUGCGGCCAGUAUUGAGUUGAAGUCUGCGGUGGAGGCAAGUUCGCAGCGUCCACUGAGCACCUCAACUAAUGCCAGCUGCGGUAUCGGCAGCUAUCAGACAGCCCUCGAGGCGGUGCUGACUUUGCUGUUAGAGGAUGAGGAGCUCCUGUCACAGGAGCUGCCAGAUCCGGAGAACUUUCAAGCCGCCAAGAUGCAGUUUCACGAAAAUGAGAGCUUCAUGCUGAAGCUAACCGAACAUCAAGAGUUUGUGGGCGAGGCGCUCGAGGCGGGCAGCAAUCUGAUAAAUGAAUCACAGCUGAAGGACGGCUCAAGUCUCUCCCAGGUGGACCAAAACGAAGUCCGCCAACAGAUGGUGCUGCUCAACGAGCGCUGGGAGACGCUGCGUUUGCGUGCACUGGACAUGCAGGCCAAGAUUCUAAUGCGGCUGGCCGAGUUCCAGAAGCAGAAACUAGAACAGCUUCGCCAGUUUCUCACCAAUGUCGAGGAUCGCAUCUCGCACAUGAGCGACUUGGGGCCCACCAUAGCCGAGGCAGAGCAGCAGCUGGCUGAGGCACGACAGCUCAAGGCGGAUCUGUGCGAGCAACAGGAGCUGGUGGACAGCAUUAGCAGCAUGGUGGUCAUUGUGAACGACACUUCCGGUAAUUUCAAUGAUCUCGAGGAUCGACUGAGUGCGCUCGGCGAGCGCUGGUCCCAUGUGGUCAAGUGGAUAGAUUUACGCACCGAGAAACUGCAACAAUACAAAUGCAUCUCCCGCUGGCUGGAUGCUCGCGAACAGGAUCUGAAACGCAUGGAAAGCCGUGAUGUCACCGACGUCGGUGGCAUCACACAGCGCAUCAAUGAGCUUAACUAUUGCGCAAAAGAUUUGCUGGAGCUGCACCGCUAUUUGAUUGAUCUGCGCCAAAUGGUGGCCGCCACCCUACAGGAUGGCGACGACAAGGGUGAGCGCGUGCUCAUGCAGCUGGAGAGCUAUGAGGAUCGCCUGGAUGCACUCAAGCAAAUCUUGGAGGUGCAAACGCUGCGCAUCGAGUCGAAAGGCUUCAACUUUGGACGCGAACGCGCCAGCUACGAUGACAGUCGAGUGGUGCGUCCCGAGGGCUGGGUGGACUAUCAAAUGAUAAUACGAUUCGGUGAGGACGAGGAGGACGAUGAUGAGCCUGAGCCAACGCAGCAGCAACAGCAGCAGCAGGAGCAGCAGGCUGGCUUACAUGAACCAGACCAGUUGGCCAGCAAGAAACGUAAACUGCGCAACGCGGACAACUUUUUUGCACUGGAAAAUCAGAUCCAGCAUCACUUUUCGCACGUGCAGGAGGUGGAACAGCAACUGCAGCAGCUGCAGCGCCAGAGCUUACGAAAUCAGUGCGAGCUGCUCAAAGAGCUGCAGGCCGAGAGUCAGCAGCGCGCCAACGCCUUGCCAGAGCUCAAGAAGCUCUAUGAGGUAUGCGAGCAGGAGGAGCCAGGACGUAAACUCCUGCUGGAGGCUGCCCAAAUCAAGCAGCUCGAGCAACGCUAUGCGGCACUGGCCCAGCGCCUGGCCAGCCAGCACAGCGAGAGCAGCACGCUGCUGGCCAAGGAGCGUUAUUAUAAUAGCCUGACUGGCUUUAAGCUGGUGCUGGCCGACUCGCGGGACUGGUACAAGCAGCACGCUGGCACUGCCAGCUGCCAGGAGCUGGAGCAGCGUCUCAGUCAUAUGGAAUCACUUGCCACGGAGAUAGCCGAGGCGCGUGAAACUACGGAGGCCCUGGACGAUCAGCUGCUGGAAUGGAAGCAGGACUUUGGCCUCUUCUAUGACAGCUGGCAUGACAUGAAACAGGCGCUGCAGGCGCUCAUACAACAGCGUGGCGGCGAGAACAUUGCCCAGCAGGUGCAGCAGCUCGAGAAUUUCGUUGGCAAGGUGGCCGCGCAGAAGGUGCGCGUCUCCAAUCUGGAGGCGAUGCAACAGCAGCAGCAGCUGCUUAAUCAACUGGUCGAUGAACUGGAGUCCCUGAAACCCUGCUAUGAGCGUGUACCCGCCCAUAUGCUCAGCGAGGAGCUGCAGGCCGCCUGGCAACGUCUGCCGGAGCAGCUCAGCGAGCGGGUCAUCAAGCAAACCACCGCCAUUGAGAACCUCAACCAUUUUGUGGCUGAAUACAAUUCGAUAAUAGCUGUGCUUCGCAGCGCCCCUGAGGUGCUUCAGACACAGGAUCUGCGCAAGCUGGAGAUCGAUGUGAUCAGUGCCCGGAACUUUAGCGAGAUUCUGAUCAAAGAGGCGGAGCCGCCACAGCGCGAAGCUCUGCAGGCCCAGAUACGCGCUCUAAAUGCGCUCUAUGAGCAGGUGGAGCAGCUGCAUCAGGCGCAGCGGCAACAGCAGUCGGCGAUGCAGUCCCAGAGUGACGCCAUACAAAAGCGGCUUCAACAGACGGAGCGCUGGCUCAACGAACUGGAGGCAAACACGCCGAAGUCGGGCGUUGCUGAAAUUCGCAAUUCCAAUGAGCUCUUCCAAAGCAAAUCUAAGUUCCAGACUCUUAAGGAAACCUGCGAGCGCGAGGCCACACAGUUCCGCGAGCUCAAUGAGCUGGGCGGUGAGCUACUUCUGCAAAUGGACGAGCUGCAGGACAAGGAGAAGGACUCCAAGUACGGCACGCUGGCCAAACAGUUCACGCGCCUGAAUGCACGCUGGACGGAGGUCACGGAGCGUGUGUACGCCAAGACGGCACUGCUGGAGCACAUCUCCACGCAGCUGGGCGAGUUCAAGAAGUUUAUGGUCAGUGAGACGGGCUACCUGGAUCGGCUGGAGAACAAAAUACGCAACACAACAAAUGCAGCCGAUGCUGAGGAAAUUAUAGAAGAAUUGGAUGAUCUGGAGAACGUGCUGCGCGCUCACUCCGACGAGUGGUUGGACAAGAUUCAAGAAAUUGGCAACGAGCUAAUUGACAAUGAAUUUAUGGGCGAUGUCAUGCGUCAGGAUAUCGAUGGCAUUGUAGAGCGCUGGACGAAGCUGCAGCAGCUGGCCAAGAAACGCGCCGAACUGUUGGAGGAGAAGGUCAGCGAAGCGGAGCAGUCCGAGAAAGCAGUCGUUCAUCUCGAGGCCUGGCUAACGCGCAUGGAUGAGAUACUCAGCGAGCAUCUGGAAAAUGAUGUGACCAUUGAGGAUCUGCCUGACGAUUUCCAGAUUUUGGCACGCGAAUUUGCCAUUAACGAGCAAAAUUUCAAGGAUAUAAGCGAACUGAUUGCUGAGCACACGGCCAAGGGCAAAACAGGCGCCGCCAAUCGCCUGCAGGAGCAGCUUAAUCUGAUGGAGCUGCGCUUCAAGGCAUGCCAGGCCAAGCUCAACAAAUGCACAGCCCCACAGCCCGCCUACGAGUCGCGCUUGAAUCGGGCUUACGGUGACCUGCGCAACGUGGAGCACUCCACAUUGGUGCUGGAUGUGGCCUCGGCGGGUCCAAGCACCGUGCAGGCGCAGUACCAAAAGUGUUUGCAAAUAUAUCGCACACUUUCCGAAAUCAAAGCGCAGAUUGAGAGCACUAUUAAGACGGGCCGACGCGUCUGUGAGGAUAAAUAUACAAAGAGUCCCAAGCAGCUCAGUCAACGCAUCGAUGCUCUGAAGCAUCUGUAUAAUACGCUCGGCGAGAGUGUUACCCAAUCGAAGGCCUUCCUGGAGGGCCUAAUCAAGCUGGCCAGGCAGCUGGAGCAGUGCUUCGAUUCGGCUGAUGACUUGAUAAGGCGCUUCGAGUCGCCGCAGGAGCUGCACGAUCGCAACUCCAUACUGCUCGAAUUCGAGGACGUGCUGCAGCGCUGCGAGGAGCACUACAACGAGUACAGCAAGUCCUGUGAUAAAAGCUGCAUGCAGGAGACGCGCCAGCGCAUCGAUGGCCUCAAAGCCACCUACCACAGGCUGACCAGUGCGGACAUUAUCAAGCGGCUGACCGAGAUGAAGACAACGCUUCAGAAUUUGGAUAACAUUUCGCUGGACACUUUGAAAACCAUGGAGCAUGACCUGAAGGAGAUAAAUGUGCCAUCGAAUCCGGAAAUUGAAAAAUUGCAGCAACAAGUCAUUGCAAUUGUUGUGGAUACGUUGAAAGCGCGCUUCAACGAAACAACGACGCUUGCCACAGUUGAAAAGCCAAAGCCAAGCGAUGACGAUACGGAAAUUGUUGUGGUUAGCGAUACAGUGCGUCAAAGACGUGCACGUACGCCACAAGCCGGCGAAGGCAGUACGCCGAACACAAGUGCCACCGAGGCGCAGUCGCCGAAGGUGGGGACAGCGGAUGCUAAGCCCACAUCAUCCAGUGGUGAACAGGUGCUGCCCGAUUUGCUUCCUCCUCAAACUUUUCGCCUGGCUGAAUCCAGCACACUCUUCUCACAGAUAUCGCUGAAUCCGGGCAAGGUGGCGGAGACAUCUGCACAACCAAGACAAGCGAAAAAUAAACGCAAAGCGCCGGCAGCGCCAGCUCAGGUGGUUGAGAUUAAAGUGAAAAACAUUCAGAAUGAUAAAAUGUCUGUUCAGAAUAUUGCGCUGGAGCCGCAGCAGGGCGAGAUUGUGGACACCGUCAACAUUUUGGAGAGCGUGGAGCCCCUAUUGCCCGAAUAUGUGCAGACUGUGCAAAUUGUCGAUCUGUCCGAAGACUCGGACUCCUCGUUGCGUGUCGAUGCCAAUGGCAAGGAGGUGCGACGCAGCAAGAGCAAACGUUCCCUCUGCGAUUCACCGGUACCCAAGCUGGAAGAUGGCACUGACGCUGACGCCGACGCCGACGCGGAUGAUGCGGAAUCCUUGUUGCGUCCAGCAGCGGGCAACACGAGCACACCUCUGCUGCGUGUGGAAAAGCAGCGUAUAUCCUUUGAUGAGAAACGCAAGCGCAUUGCCCAUGAGCGUGACAUACUGCGCGAUUCCGAGGAGGAUGAAGCGCCACAAAGCGCUGCGGCGCCAAGCGAAGCUGCAAUAGCAGAACAAGAACAGCGACCCAAAGCCAAACGCUGGCGUCAGCUGCAGCCAGAAAUGGAGGCUAUUACACCCGAUACGGAACCAGAAUCACCCAUUCGGAAUAGUUUCUAUAGCGCCGACAAGGAGGCAGGUUUUGAUAUUGAGCCGCUUGUGUUCUCCGACGAUGAGGAGAUACCGCGCUUUUCGCUGGAAAUGACACCAAGCUUCGACUCUGAUAGUGAUACGAGCCGAAUUGAGACGCCCUCCGCCAAGAAGCCGAACUCGUUCCUGAGCAAGGUUCUUAACUCAAUGCCCUCGCCACUGGACGAUUCGAAUGUGACCCUUAAGAGUCCGCCCAGUGAACAGCCCAGCACCAGCGUCAUUAACCUGGAACACCGUGUUCAGGAAUUCAAUAAGUUGGCCAAGCAGAUGAUCUAUAAGCUGGAGCUGACCAAGGUCAAGAUCGAGCAGGGUCACGAAACCGAGGCCGAGGAUCUCAGAAUGUUAAUAGCGCCGGAUGCGGCCACUCUGAUCUCACAGGGCGAUUCUCUGGUGCUCGAAACACACGGAAAACAGGGCAGCAUCUCGCGCCUGGUCAUGCGCACACAGAUCAUUCUUAGAGAAAAAUUCCGCGAGGUUCAACAGGCCAAAUCGAAAGUAACUGGGACGUCUGCAGCACGUCCCACACCGGAUAGCGUUAAUAUUGAGGAGCUGGUCACAAAAGGUCUGCGUCGCAUAAAUGUGCUCAUCGAGAAGCCCGUUAAUCCCAAGUCCAGCACUGAGCUCGAGAAACGCAUAGAGGACAUCAACGAACGCCGAGACGAUCUGCAGGUGAUUGUCGGCGCCAUUGGCAAGAACCACCAAAUGCCAAAGGUUACGCCCGUCAUGAUGAACGAAAUUGAAAAGACUAAAAACAAUUUGAUUGCUCAUGCCGAUUGUGUGGAGCUCUCAUUGACGGAACUGAAAAAUGGCAACCAAAUUGGCAACGGCAACGGCAACGGCAACGGCGCCACCAACAGCCGACAGGAUUACAACAACGAGGCGAGCGGCACCGGCGCUUUGACAAGCAGCUUCGAUAAGUCCGUUCUGCACAUUUCCGACUGGCUGACUUGGGAACAAAACAUGAUCAAGAUACAGAGUGUGGUCGUGGACGAUGUGGACGCAGUGCGUUUGGCCAUUGAAAAGCAGGAGAAAGUUUUGCGUGAAUUGAAAAUGAAAAAACCUCAACUCAAUGAACUGGUCCACACAGCGGAAGUGCUGAAGGGCGACAUUAAGCGUCAGCAAUUGCAGGAGAAAGAAUUAAAACAGUUCUCGAUAGCACCGCAUUGUUCAGCUGAUUUAGACUAUAUACGUUGCUUUCUGAAAGUGACCCGCCUGAGGGAGCAUUGGGAUGAGACGUCGCAGUGCGUCCUGCAGCGAGCAGCGCAGCUGAAGAACAUGCUAAGUGACUCGCAGCGGUUUGAGGCCAAGCGCCUGGAGCUCGAGAAAUGGCUCGGGCGCAUGGAGCAGCGGGCCGAGCGCAUGGGCACCGUUGCCACCACAGCCGAUAUACUGGGGGCACAGCAGAAGGAGCAGAAGUCCUUCCACGCCGAGCUGCAUCAGAAUAAGCAGCACUUCGAGCUCUUCAGCGACUUGACGCAGAAACUAAUUGCAGUCUAUCCCAACGAUGAUACUACCAGAAUUAAGAAGAUGACAGAGGCCCUUAAUCAACGAUAUUCCAACUUAAAUAAUGGUGUGAUCAAUCGUGGCAAACAACUUCAUGCCGCCGUGCACAGUCUACAAUCUUUCGAUCGUGCCAUGGAUCAGUUUCUUGCUUUUCUCUCGGAAAUGGAAACGCUUUGCGAAAACGCAGAAUCGGACGUUGAACGCAACCCAAUGAUGUUUAAGGAUCUACAAUCGGAAAUUGAAACCCAUCGCGUUGUUUACGAUCGUCUCGAUGGCACUGGCCGCAAACUUUUGGGUUCGCUCACCUCACAAGAGGAUGCGGUUAUGCUGCAGCAUCGCUUGGAUGAAAUGAAUCAACGUUGGAAUAAUUUAAAAUCAAAAAGUAUUGCAAUCAGAAAUCGCUUGGAAUCUAAUUCGGAGCACUGGCAUGCGCUGUUGCUGUCCCUCCGCGAGCUAACCGAAUGGGUCAUUCGCAAGGAUACAGAGCUGAGCAGCUUGGGCCUGGGGCCAGUGCGCGGCGAUGCGGCCAGUCUACAAAAGCAGUUGGAUGAUCAUAAAGCUUUUCGCCGCCAGUUGGAGGAUAAACGCCCAAUUGUUGAGAGCAAUUUAACGAGCGGUCGUCAGUAUAUAGCCAGCGAGGCUCCCGUUUCGGAUACCAGCGAUACGGAGGCCGCCCACGAUUCCGACUCGCGUUACAUGUCUGCCGAGGAGCAGAGCCGUGAGCUGGCACGCAGCAUACGACGCGAGGUGGGCAAACUUUCCGAGCAAUGGAACAAUCUAAUCGAUAGAUCUGACAAUUGGAAGCAUCGUUUGGAUGAAUACAUGACGACCAGUUCAGUUUCAGUUGUAGCUCAAAUUCUUAUAACCAACACGCUCAAAAAAAUGCGCCAAUUCCAGAAAGUGCUAGAGGACUUGAGCUCCCGAGUCGCCCUAGCUGAACAAACAAAGAACGCCUGGCAGACGCCCACAUCUGUGGGCGAAGCUAAUGAACAGAUGCAGCAGCUGCAACGGCUGCGGGACAAGAUGACCACGGCGAGUGCUUUGUUGGAUGACUGCAACGAGCAACAAUCCUUCUUCACCGCCAACCAGGUGCUCGUGCCGACGCCGUGUUUGUCCAAGCUGGAGGAUUUAAAUACACGCAUGAAACUGUUGCAAAUUGCGAUGGACGAGCGCCAGAAGGUUUUGUGCCAGGCGGGUGCAAAUCACACGCACGAGAACGGCGACGAUGGACGCAACACAUCGAACAGUGGCACCAUUGGGCCAUUACCUAAUUUGGGACAGAGUGUUAAGCCGCCCUGGGAGCGUGCCACGACCGCCGCCAAUGUGCCUUACUACAUCGACCACGAACGAGAAACCACUCACUGGGACCACCCGGAGAUGAUUGAACUAAUGAAGGGACUUGCAGAUCUCAAUGAGAUUCGCUUCUCAGCCUAUCGCACGGCCAUGAAAUUGCGCGCCGUCCAAAAACGACUGGCGCUCGAUCGCAUCUCAAUGGCCACUGCCUGUGAAUCGUUCGAUCGACACGGACUUCGGGCCCAGAACGACAAGCUGAUUGACAUACCGGACAUGACGACGGUGCUGCAUUCGCUCUAUGUGACAAUCGAUAAAAUUGAUUUGACGCUAAUGCUCGACCUGGCCAUCAACUGGAUACUGAAUGUGUACGACUCGCAGCGCACCGGGCAAAUCCGUGUGCUCAGCUUUAAGGUGGGUCUCGUCCUGCUCUGCAGGGGUCACCUCGAGGAGAAGUACCGCUAUCUGUUCCGCCUGGUCGCCGACACCGAACGGAGAGCGGAUCAGCGACGCUUGGGACUCCUACUACACGAUUGCAUACAGGUACCGCGUCAAUUGGGAGAGGUGGCCGCCUUUGGUGGCUCCAAUAUUGAGCCCUCGGUGCGUUCGUGCCUGGAGCAGGCGGGCAUAUCACAGGAGGCCAUCGAUGGCAAUCAGGAAAUCUCAAUAGAGCUGCAACACUUCCUUGGCUGGCUGCAGCACGAGCCGCAGAGUCUCGUCUGGUUGCCUGUGCUGCAUCGUCUGGCUGCUGCGGAGGCGGCCAGGCAUCAGGCCAAGUGCAACAUAUGCAAGGAGUAUCCAAUUGUGGGCUUCCGCUAUCGCUGCCUCAAGUGCUUCAACUUUGACAUGUGCCAAAAGUGUUUCUUCUUCGGAAGAAAUGCCAAGAACCAUAAACUAACGCAUCCCAUGCACGAGUAUUGUACAACGACCACAUCCACCGAGGACGUGCGCGAUUUCACGCGGGCGCUCAAGAACAAAUUCAAGAGUCGCAAAUACUUCAAGAAACAUCCACGCGUCGGCUACCUGCCCGUGCAGAGUGUUCUAGAGGGUGAUGCACUUGAGAGUCCGGCACCCAGCCCGCAGCACACGACGCAUCAGCUGCAAAGCGACAUGCACUCGCGGCUGGAGAUGUAUGCCUCUCGGCUAGCGCAGGUGGAGUAUGGGGGAACCGGCUCGAACUCAACGCCAGACAGCGAUGAUGAGCAUCAGCUAAUCGCACAGUAUUGCCAGGCACUGCCCACGAACAAUGGCAGCGCGCCCAAGUCGCCGGUUCAGGUGAUGGCCGCUAUGGAUGCAGAGCAGCGCGAGGAGCUGGAGGCCAUCAUACGCGACCUUGAGGAAGAGAAUGCCAAUCUGCAGGCCGAAUACCAGCAGCUGUGCAGCAAGCAGCAAAGCGGCACACCCGACGACUCAAACGGCAUGCAGCACUCCAGCUCCAGCAUGACGGGCCUGUCCAGCCAGGGCGAACACGGACAGGACAUGAUGGCCGAGGCGAAGCUGCUGCGCCAGCACAAGGGCCGCCUGGAGGCGCGCAUGCAAAUACUCGAGGAUCACAAUCGCCAGCUGGAGGCGCAGCUGCAGCGUCUACGCCAGCUGCUCGACGAGCCCAACGGCGGCGGCUGCAGCAGCGCCAACAGCAGCGGACUGCCCAGCGCUCCCGGCUCAGCGCUCAAUUCCAAGCCAAACACGCUGCAAACACGCUCGGUAACCGCCUCGCAGCUGAACACCGACUCACCAGCCAAGAUGAACCAGCAGAAUGGCCACUACGACCACAAUUCAAAGGGCAUUAUGCUGCCCGGUCUCAGCAACGAGCUGCAGCAGCAUUCGCAGCUGGCCAGCCUGGCCGCCAAGCAUCAUCAGCACCAACUGAGCGGCGCCUUAAACGCACUGCAUCAACAGCAGCAGCAGUUGCAGCACUCGCAGAGGGGCGUCCUCACCGGCAACGGCGGCAUCGACAUGCCCAAUAGCGGCAUGCAGAUGUCCAGCUACUUGGGCGACGACGGUCGUCCGCCUCCUCCACCGCACUCCAGCUUGCUGCAGCAGCAGAUGAACGAUCUUACCUAGAGCGUUCGGAGUGUAUGUCAAAGCGAAACAGCUGAUAAUUUGGUCACUGUCAUCACGGAACAGGAAAUCGAGUCCAACAACGAUGACUUGGAUGAGACGAGCAGCUGCGCGACUACAAAUACAACGACGACGACGACCACAAAUACGGAGAAAACCUAUGUGGAUUUAAGGAAAUAAGUUUCGAUAUCUACUAAAAAACUAAAAAAAAAAGAAGGAAACAAGGAAGCCCAACUUAAGGAUACUUCACUGUAAUGGCGGGCGUGCAAGCAA